AGUGGUCGCGAGUAGCACGAGCCCGACAACCACGCCUGAAGUGUAUCUGUAUGAUAUGCAGUUUGUUUAGUGAUGUGCACUUUGGUGAUUUGGUAGAGCGUUAGAGGUUAUGCUUGUGUCAAAGAAACAAUAAUUAUUCAAUUUGCUUUAGUCAUGUAGAUAAUAUUGCCAUUUUGUAUUUUGCCAUUUAUUGUUAUGUAUAUUUAAUAUUAUAUUUGUUUGUUAAAUUUUGUCGUUUAUCUAUUAGAUCCGUUGCUUUGUUGUUAUAUAUUUGAUAAAAAUAUUAUUAAUGCACUUUGUACUCUGAAGCUGAUAACACUCUUGUCAAUGAGCUACAUGACUUUUCACUUAAUUCACUAAAGUACUAGUCAAGAUCAGUCUUGCCAAACAGCUGCUUCCUAAAAUCAGUAUACGUACCUGAUUUUUCUCAAACAAUACAAUACUAUAGUAUAAAAAAUGAAUAUUGCUUUGAUAUCCGACUAUUUGGACACUUAUGAAGGACGAGACAAGUUCCUCCGAACACUUUCCUAUGCAGCUAAAUUGGCAUCAGGAUUUCCAUCCUCUGAUGAUACCGCUGACAAAUUCAAAAGCUUUGGAAGUAAAAUGAGCGGAGCCAGAGUUAUUUUAAGACUACUGGAUGACAUUCCGAAUAUUCAUCAUGCCAUGUCUUACGGAUGGGGACAGAAAGAACCCGAUUGGUUUAUUAGAACAAUAGAAUUAAUUAAAAUAGCAGUGGAUACUUUCUAUGGUCCUGUAGAACACAUUUGUUGGGCUGGAGAGAAUAAGCUUAUUCCUAUAGACGUAGACAAAUGGGGAAAUGCUACAGUAUGGUUUUGGAUAGGAUCACUUUACCUUUCACUAAUUAAAACUUUGAGGAAAUACAAACUGCUUAAGAAGCAGGAAAUGAGUUUCAGCAAAACUGGGCUUGAUCCAAGAUUUAAUAAGGCAAAACUUAGACACCAACAGAAUAAUGAGUUGCUUAUUUGUCUGCGCUUGAUGCUGGAUUUGAGUUAUGCAGUCAGUUACCUACCAGCAGGAACGCUUUGGGGCGGAAAGUUUUCUGCUUGGCAAGUCGGUGCGCUUGGUACGAUUUCGUCGCUUAUUGGUGUUUAUCAAGCACUAUCAAAACGAAUCGCGCAGAAAAAUAGUUGAUUUAUUUAAAUUGACUAAAAAAAAGCAGUAUGUGAAGCCUGGUUUAUGGGGGAAAGGUGUAA
This is a messenger RNA of Nasonia vitripennis (jewel wasp), 1214 nucleotides long. It is a transcript of the gene Pex11c, whose product is annotated as peroxisomal membrane protein 11C. Gene Ontology annotation, biological process: peroxisome fission. The coding region runs from base 457 to 1152 and encodes 231 amino acids. Lineage: Eukaryota; Metazoa; Arthropoda; Insecta; Hymenoptera; Pteromalidae. The transcript is spliced from 4 exons. Gene Ontology annotation, cellular component: peroxisomal membrane. The record is from RefSeq and is a predicted model, not a curated record.